UCAUCCAAAUCAUUGAUGAAGAUGUUGAAGAGCAGUUCCAUUGAGUACUACAUAUUGAGUGCGGCUAAAAACCUAGACUUCCGCCGAAAGUGGGACAAAGAUGAAUAUGAGAAGCUUGCAGAGAAACGACUUACAGAGGAAAGAGAGAAGAAAGAUGGCAAACCAGUACAGCCUAUCAAGCGUGAGCUUCUGCGGCAUCGAGACUACAAAGUGGAUCUGGAAUCCAAAUUGGGAAAAACUAUUGUUAUUACCAAAACUACUCCUCAGUCUGAGAUGGGAGGGUAUUAUUGUAAUGUAUGUGACUGUGUAGUGAAAGAUUCCAUCAACUUCCUUGAUCAUAUCAAUGGCAAAAAACAUCAGAGGAACCUUGGUAUGUCCAUGAGAGUAGAGCGUUCUACUCUGGAUCAGGUGAAGAAACGUUUUGAGGUGAACAAGAAAAAAAUGGAGGAGAAACAGAAGGAUUAUGACUUUGAAGAGAGGAUGAAGGAGCUCAGAGAAGAGGAGGAAAAGGCCAAAGCCUACAAAAAGGAAAAACAGAGGGAGAAGAAAAGGAGGGCAGAGGAAGACUUGACAUUUGAAGAGGAUGAUGAAAUGGCUGCUGUAAUGGGUUUCUCUGGUUUUGGCUCAACUAAGAAAAGUCACUGAUAAGAAACAUUAUUUUGGAUGGCUACUGUUUCUGCCCUGAUGAUGCUUCAAAAUCCUAGAAAGACUUUGCAAAGAACUUGUAUCUAAAUAACCUGAUACAAGUUGGGAAACAAUUCCACACUUCUCGUGUGGGGCUGCUUCUGCCCUCCAACAAUUAAAACUUCCUUGGUUGAGAAGAUAGCACCACAUUUGCCUGUGUGUUGGUAACUCUAAAUCUCAAAUAAAAAUACUAUCAAAUAAUAUCUCCCCUCCCUUGAUCCCCCGACAAUAUUUAAGGAUACAUCUUUUUUCAAGAUCAGCUUGAAAUGCGCACACACACUUUCACACAGAAUUCUGGGAAUAUUAUAGAGUAAUUUUUAAGCACUAAAUUUCUCUUGGCCUUGUCUACAGCUGCAGUUCUCUGGUGAAAGUUCUGCUUGCUUUUUACUUUGUAUUGUGUGCAUGAGAGAUAUGCUACUGGGUAUGCUUUUUUCUUUAUAAUAAACUCAUAAAAAUCUAGUGCAAUGGGUUUUUUAAAACUUUUAUAAAGUGUUUAUAUACAGGGUGGGGAGGGGAUUGAUAGAUUCAUCUACGCUAUAAUUUUUCAGAACUCACAACAGAUUAUUAUAUUGAGCAUGUUAUUGUCUCCAGCGUUAGCUUGCUGAAAUGUUUUUUUUUUUUAAAUAUUUUCAGUUGGUAACUUAAAAGGAUCAAGGUUCUAUUUCAGGAGUGUCAAACUGCUGGCCUGCGGGCCAGAUGUGUCAUGGUGAAACCGCGCCCACCCCAUUUCUGGCAAUGGAAAAAAGUCGCAAUACAUCGCAACACGUGACGUUGCGAGUUUGACACCCCUGUUCUAUUUGAUCUCCUUUUAUUGAUAUAGGUAGUAAAUUAAUGGAUAUCUGCAAAUUUGGUAAGAUUAGGCUGAUGUGCAAAAAAAAAA
Crotalus tigris (Tiger rattlesnake) is the source of this 1564-nucleotide messenger RNA. It is a transcript of the gene ZMAT2, whose product is annotated as zinc finger matrin-type 2. The coding region runs from base 16 to 645 and encodes 209 amino acids. The record is from RefSeq and is a predicted model, not a curated record. The transcript has 6 exons. Gene Ontology annotation, biological process: mRNA splicing, via spliceosome. Lineage: Eukaryota; Metazoa; Chordata; Lepidosauria; Squamata; Viperidae. Gene Ontology annotation, molecular function: zinc ion binding; nucleic acid binding. Gene Ontology annotation, cellular component: U4/U6 x U5 tri-snRNP complex; spliceosomal complex.